Molecule: messenger RNA, 247 nt
Organism: Homarus americanus (American lobster)
Lineage: Eukaryota; Metazoa; Arthropoda; Malacostraca; Decapoda; Nephropidae
Product: actin, alpha skeletal muscle
Exons: 1
Coding region: 8-247 (79 amino acids)
Source: RefSeq, a predicted model, not a curated record
CUCUAUCAUGAGGUGCGACAUUGAUAUCAGGAAGGACCUGUUCGCCAACAAAGUUCUUUCUGGUGGUACCACCAUGUUCCUUGGUAUUGCUGACCGCCUGCAGAAAGAAAUCACUGCUCUGGCUCCCUCCACCACCAAGAUCAAGAUCAUUGCUCCUCCCGAGCGCAAGUACUCCGUCUGGAUCGGUGGCUCCAUCCUGGCCUCUUUGUCCACUUUCCAGACCAUGUGGAUCACCAAGGAGGGGUAG